Messenger RNA from Penicilliopsis zonata CBS 506.65, 1160 nucleotides. RefSeq lists its product as hypothetical. Lineage: Eukaryota; Fungi; Ascomycota; Eurotiomycetes; Eurotiales; Aspergillaceae. Gene Ontology annotation, molecular function: aspartate kinase activity; NADP binding; homoserine dehydrogenase activity. The coding region runs from base 51 to 1160 and encodes 369 amino acids. Gene Ontology annotation, biological process: aspartate family amino acid biosynthetic process; L-homoserine biosynthetic process. The transcript is spliced from 2 exons. The record is from RefSeq and is a predicted model, not a curated record.
GUGAGUGUUGGGAGUGCUGUAUAGCUUCAAGUCAGUCAAUCGAUUGCAUCAUGUCUAAGCCUAUCUACCUCGGUGUUGUUGGCGUUGGGGGCGUCGGCACGGCCUUUCUGAACCAGCUGGCUCGCCUGCCCAAUCCUCCCCAGCUGGUGCUCCUGGCUCGUUCAUCGCUGACUCUUCUCUCACCAACGCCUUCUUACUCGCCCGCCAUCCCCGCCGGGGACUGGAAGACCGCCUCGGCCGGUGCCUCGCUGACUACUCGGCCCGCGCUGUCCCCCGAGGAGAUCGCCGAGUACCUGGCCGCUGCGCCCGGGCGGGCAGUCCUAGUCGACAACACGUCUGACGUGACGCUGGCAAGCGCGUACCCGACUUUCCUGCGCAAGGGCAUCUCCAUCGUCACCCCGAACAAGAAGGGGUUCUCGUCGGACAUCUCGCUGUGGCGUGAGAUCUUCGCCGCGGCGUCCGAGGGCCGCGCCCUCGUCUACCACGAGAGCACGGUGGGCGCCGGCUUGCCGGUGAUCUCGACGCUGCGCGAUCUGGUCGCGACGGGCGACCGGGUAACUCGCAUCGAGGGUGUCUUCUCGGGUACUCUCUCCUUCCUGUUCAACACGUUCGCCCCCGUCGGUAGCUCCUCGACCGCCAAGUGGAGCGAGGUUGUCGCCCAGGCCAAGGAGCUGGGGUACACGGAGCCCGACCCGCGCGACGACCUGAACGGGAUGGACGUUGCGCGCAAGCUGACCAUCCUGGCGCGUAUCGCUGGACUCGAGGUCGCCCGGCCGGACGCCUUCCCGAUCAAGUCGCUCAUCCCCGCCGAGCUGGCCGACAUCCCUUCCACAUCCGAGGGAAUCCAGCAGUUCAUGAGCCGGCUGCCGGAGUUUGACGGCCAGAUGACUGAGAUCAAGGAGUCCGCCGAGCGCGCCGGGAAGGUCGUGCGCUACGUCGGCAGCAUCGAUGUCGCCGCGGGCAAGGUCAACGUCGGCCUGCAGCAGUUCGACAAGGAUAGCGCCAUCGCAGGGCUCAAGGGCAGCGACAACAUUAUCUCCUUCUACACCGAGCGUUACGGUGCCAACCCGCUGAUCGUCCAGGGCGCCGGCGCUGGUGGCGAUGUCACUGCCAUGGGCGUCACGGCAGACCUUCUCAAGGUGUUGGCCAUUCUAAACUAG